CUCCUUCUUCCCUCCCUCCCUCUCUCUCACUCUCUCGCUCCCUCUCUCUCUCCCUCUCGAUCUCGAUCACUUCUCCGGAAGAAAGAAGAGCGAAACAUCGAACUGUAGGAGGAGCGAUCGAUGGAGGCAGGGGCGGGUUCCAGGCAGCGGCAGCGGCGGAGGCCUCACGGAGCAUUCAAGUGUCUAUAUGGAGGAGAUCCAAAGGGUUCUCAGCUAAGAGAAAUUGAACGAGGAUCAGAUAUUAUAGUGGCAACACCUGGUCGGCUUAAUGACAUCCUGGAGAUGAGGAAGAUCAACUUCCACCAAAUUUCUUUUCUUGUGCUUGAUGAGGCAGACCGUAUGCUUGACAUGGGUUUUGAACCUCAGAUACGAAAGAUUGUGAAUGAGAUUCCUCCACACAGGCAGACUCUCAUGUACACAGCAACUUGGCCUAAGGAGGUGAGAAAAAUAGCUGGGGAUCUACUGAAGAAUCCUGUUCAGGUGAAUAUUGGCAGUGUUGAUGAACUUGCUGCAAACAAAUCUAUCACACAGUACGUGGAGGUGGUUUUGCCCAUGGAUAAGCAGAGGCGCCUGGAGCAGAUUCUUAGAACCCAAGAACGUGGAUCCAGAAUCAUCAUCUUCUGCUCAACAAAGAGGCCGUGUGAUCAGCUGGCCCGUAGUAUUCGUAAUUUCGGCGCUGCUUCCAUUCAUGGCGACAAGUCUCAGGGUGAAAGGGAUCAUGUCUUGUAUCAAUUUCGCACAGGGGAGGCACCGAUUCUAGUUGCUACUGAUGUUGCUGCGCAGGGACUUGACAUCAAAGAUAUCAGGGUGGUGAUUAAUUAUGAUUUCCCCACGGGGAUUGAGGAUUACGUCCACCGGAUUGGACGAACUGGGAGGGCUGGGGCUACUGGAGUAUCUUACACCUUCUUCUCAGACCAAGAUUGGAAACAUGCAGCCGACCUAGUAAAAGUUCUUGAAGGUGCAAACCAACAUGUUCCACCAGAGGUUCGGGGGAUGGCUGCACGCGGCGGGCCCCUUGUUCCCAGGUCUCGUGCUGGAAUGAGCCGCUGGGAUUCAGGUAGCAGUGGCAGGUGGGACUCUGCAGGUGGGCGAGGAAUGAGGGAUGGCCUUGGUGGCUUUGGUGGUCGUGGGGACUUUGGAGGUGGCCGGGGCAUGAGGGAUCGCCCUGGUGGCUUUGGUGGGCGUGGCAGUAGGAAUGAUUUCUUUGGCGGGCGCGGGCCUAGAGGCCGUGGAUUUGGAUCAGGUGGACCUGGAGGUUGGGGGCGGCAUGAUCGUGGCCCACAUGACCGAUACAUUAGUCCUGAUGGACGAGGCCGGUAUGAUAUUCGCAGGGGAUUUGGAGAGAGGAACAGAGAACGCAGUUAUAGUCGAAGUCCAGAGAGAGUUCGGACAUGGGGUUAUGAUAGAGGUAGGAGUGAGAGCAGGAGCUGGAGCCGAAGCCGAAGCCGAAGCCGAAGCCGAAGCCGAAGCCGAAGUUGGUCAAAGAGCAGCAGGAGUAGGAGCAGGAGCAGGAGUAGGAGUUAUGACAGGUACGAGAGGCCUCAGGGAGGAGAUUAUGAUCGCUCUCCUGUGACUGCAGCAGCCACAACCACCGCUGGAUUUGAUCCUCCCCCAGUGGCUGGGCUGGAAGCUCCACCUGUACCAGUGUUUGAUUCUUCUUUACCUCUGUCAGGUGAUAUGUCGCCCAUGUCACCAGGGCAGAAUAAUGGAUCCUUCCCUAUAACUGAGCUCACCAGUCAGCUUCCCUUACCUGACUUUCUGGAGUCUAAAGCCUCUCUGGAGCUGCCUCCACAUCAAGCAACCGAUCUGUAAUGCAGCGCAGUUUUGGAGAUGUAAAAUCUAUUUACAGGACUUUCUGACUGAAAAUCUUGUGAAGGAUUAGUAACUCUGGAGGGGCUGGGGAGGAGCCUUUGGUGGCUGAUGGAUGCCCUUUUGGCAAGAAAUUAGUUUUUUCUUUUCUUUGUUUUCAGGAAAGAACCACUAAACCAGGGAUUAAAAUAGUGACUCGAAGGAGGCUUAUUAUGUGGUACUUUUAUCAGUAGAACCGGAGCGUAUUGAUAUGAAUUUUCUUAAGGAAUGUACAAGUUCUACCUGCUUUCAUUCUACUGAAGUGUCGGUUUGAACAUCA
Phoenix dactylifera (date palm) is the source of this 2128-nucleotide messenger RNA. NCBI's taxonomy places the organism in Eukaryota, Viridiplantae, Streptophyta, Magnoliopsida, Arecales, Arecaceae. The record is from RefSeq and is a predicted model, not a curated record.